Messenger RNA from Cicer arietinum (chickpea), 1530 nucleotides. RefSeq lists its product as uncharacterized. Lineage: Eukaryota; Viridiplantae; Streptophyta; Magnoliopsida; Fabales; Fabaceae. Gene Ontology annotation, cellular component: cytosol. Gene Ontology annotation, molecular function: ATPase activator activity; protein-folding chaperone binding. Gene Ontology annotation, biological process: protein folding; positive regulation of ATP-dependent activity. The record is from RefSeq and is a predicted model, not a curated record.
UUGGGCCUCCAUUGAAUUUGGAAUCAGGUUGUCCCCUAACCCUCAACUUUCUAGACACUUCCAAAUUCCAUAAUCCUACAUAUAAACCACACUCAAACCUCACACCAAACAAUAUCGUAAUUACAUUGCUACUAUUGUAUUUUAGUUCGCAUAUUCGCUCCAAAUUCGAUUCAAUGGCGAAAUAUGGCGAAGGCGACAAGCGUUGGAUCGUAGAAGACAGACCAGACGGAACCAACGUCCACAACUGGCACUGGUCCGAAACUAACUGUCUAGAAUGGUCAAGAACCUUCUUCAACAACCUCUUUAACAACCUCAAAAUCCUCGACGGCCAAAAUGGCCUCCACGUCACCAUUAAGAAAGUCGACAAACUUGAUGGCGAAGCCUACGUUAACGUCCGCAAGGGGAAGAUCAUUCCGGGAUAUGAAAUCAGCGCUUCGAUUUCGUGGGAAGGUGAAGCGAGAGAUUCCGACGGGAAAUUGUUACAUAAAGUCACCGGAACGGUUGAGAUCCCUUAUAUUUCCGAUGAGAACGCCGAUGAGGAUCCUGAAGUUAGGGUUAGUGUUAAAGAUGAGGGAAAAAUUGGGAAGAAUUUUAGGGAUGCGGUUCUUGCGAAAGGGAAAGGUUUGAUUUUGGAGAAAGUUAGGGUUUGGGUUGAGAGUAUGUCGAAAGGCGGACCGGUAAAGGAUGAGCUUGAGACUAAGAAAGUUCCGCCGAAGAGUAAUUCUUUGGCGUCGGCAGUUGUGGGGAAGAAGAAAGAAGAGGAAGUUGGGGUGAAGGAGAAAGAGAAGGAGAAAGUGAAGAAGGGAUGUAAAGUGAUUAGUUUAAAUGAGAAGUUUAAUUGUAGGGCGAAGGAUUUGUUUGAGAUAUUGAUGGAUGAGAAUAGAUGGAAAGGUUUUACUCACAGUAAUGCUAGGAUUAGUAAGGAGGUUGGUGGUGAGUUUAGUAUCUUUGAUGGGUCUGUUACAGGGGCGAAUUUGGAAUUGCAGGAAGGGAAAUUGAUUGUUCAGAGAUGGAGAUUUGGGAGCUGGCCAGAUGGAAUGCAAUCAACGGUGAGAAUUGUGUUUGAGGAGCCUGAAUCUGGAGUUACGGUUGUGAAACUAACACACACCGAUGUUCCUGAAGAAGACAGAUACGGGAAUGCGACUGUGGUCGAGAACACUGAGAGGGGAUGGAGGGAUCUUAUUUUCCAGAGGAUUCGGUCUGUGUUUGGAUUUGGAAUGUGAGAUUUUCUUGACAGUAUGUGUUGUAGAAUUCGAGUUUUGAUUUUCAUUUUUAUAUGGGUAGAUCAUUGGAUUGGCAUUGUAUUAUUUUAUUGUCAAAGACAUAAAGUGUCUUUUGCAAUGGUUUCUGCUGCUACUUAUUUCUGGUUUCAGAAAUUGUUUCUUGUUUAAUACGAUGAUCCUUGCCCAUUGUAUUUCUAAUAUUACAUGUGAUCAAAACACUUGGUUCUGUUGCAAUUAUCAGUAUCCUUGGUGACAACAUUAACUCUUGUUAUACUAUUUAACAGUUGAAAUUUCAAUUUGCGAUAAA